Messenger RNA from Gossypium raimondii (Peruvian cotton), 1500 nucleotides. RefSeq names its product G-protein coupled receptor 1. Gene Ontology annotation, biological process: cell surface receptor signaling pathway; adenylate cyclase-activating G protein-coupled receptor signaling pathway. Gene Ontology annotation, cellular component: plasma membrane. Bases 129 to 1070 code for a protein of 313 amino acids. The transcript has 9 exons. Gene Ontology annotation, molecular function: G protein-coupled receptor activity. NCBI's taxonomy places the organism in Eukaryota, Viridiplantae, Streptophyta, Magnoliopsida, Malvales, Malvaceae. The record is from RefSeq and is a predicted model, not a curated record.
CUGUAAUACUGCACUUUUCUUUUCGUUCUUUCUUUUUUUCUUUAAUUUUUGGUUGUUGAAUGGAAUUUUUUUGUUGGUUACCCAAAACAAUACAGAAUUAACAUUUACUAAAACCCCAAAAAGAAAAAAUGGCGACGGUGCUCUCGCUUCACGAUCGAGGAAUAUUGACGGCUGUGAACAGUGGAGCAUCGAGUCUAUCGUUCGUUGGAUCCGGAUUCAUCGUGCUUUGUUACUCCCUCUUCAAGGAACUUCGCAAGUUCUCCUUCAAGCUCGUCUUCUACCUUUCUCUCUCUGACAUGCUUUGCAGUUUCUUUAACAUGGUCGGGGACCCGUCAAAAGGUUUCUUUUGUUAUGCUCAGGGCUACACCACGCAUUUCUUCUGUGUCGCUUCCUUCCUCUGGACAACAACUAUUGCUUUUACUCUUCAUCGAACUGUUGUUAGACACAAAACUGAUGUUGAAGAUUUGGAGGCUAUCUUUCACUUGUAUGUUUGGGGAACUUCGCUGGUUAUGACUGUCAUACGUUCUAUUGGUAAUGACCACACGCAUUUGGGAGCAUGGUGUUGGGCACAAACAGGUCGCACUGGAAAGGCAAUUCAUUUCAUAACGUUUUAUGUCCCACUAUGGGGUGCAAUUCUUUACAAUGGUUUUACAUACUUUCAAGUGAUACGCAUGCUGAAUAAUGCCACCCGUAUGGCAGUUGGCAUGUCAGAUCGUGCAUACCAGUUUGAUUCAAGGACAGACACGAAGGCUUUGAACCGGUGGGGUUACUAUCCACUGAUCCUAAUUGGAUCAUGGGCAUUCGGCACAAUCAAUCGCAUCCACGAUUUUAUUGAGCCUGGCCACAAGAUCUUUUGGCUCACAUUUCUUGAUGUUGGGACAGCUGGACUUAUGGGCCUUUUCAACUCAAUAGCCUAUGGUUUGAAUGCUUCAGUAAGGCGAGCAAUUUCUGAAAGACUGGAACUGUUUUGGCCAGAAAGACUUAAGAGAUGGUUCCCCAACAGUUCAAGACAUAGAAACCAACAGCAACAGAGUGAAUUGGUCUCCCUUAAAGUUCAGGACCAGCAAUAACUGGCAGUUGGACAUUUGCUCUUACCAAAACAUCAAGUGCGUUGCUAGCUUUGUCACAGUUUUGUAGAUAUUCCUUCUUUAAAUUGUUGGGAGACAAUUGAAGCUGGUGUUCGAGUGAAAACUAUAAUCGGAUUGGAUCAUUUCUUACCUUGACACUUCACAAGACUGAUGCAAUAGGAGGCAGCAUCUGUAAUUUUGAAAUAGACCACGGCCACAAAUGGGCGUCUCGCAAUGUGGCCCUUAUUUUUUAGCUAAUAGUGUCUCGUGCUUAGUUGUUCAUAUGCUGUUGUGCCCUGUUAGUUGAUUGGUUAACAAUUGUGUGAAGUUGGGAUUGAAGUAAGUUUGUUCGUUUGAUCAAUCAAUCGAUUAAUGAUUCUUGUAUGAUUCUGGUACAUUGUUAUCAUCAAAUUCUAGUAUAAAAUUGUUUAAA